CACAGCAUUGCCCCGUGGAGGCAGACAAGCAGCGCGCCAUGAGGUUCCUUGCUCUCCUGCUGCCUUCCCUGCUCCCGCUGACGGGAUCUGCACCCUUAUCCCAUAAGGACAUACAGGGACGCACUGCAGCAUAAAAGGCACAGCAUUGCCCCGUGGAGGCAGACAAGCAGCGCGCCAUGAGGUUCCUUGUUCUCCUGCUGCCUUCCCUGCUCCCGCUGACGGGAUCUGCACCCUUAUCCCAUAAGGAAAUACAAUGCCCUGUCGGAUUCCACAAUAUUUACGACCACUGCGUCCAGUUCCGCACGCAGUCUGCCACGUGGCACGAUAUGUACAACGUGUGCUUUAACAUCGGCGCCGACAUAGUCAAGCUCGAUGACGCAAACUUCAUGUACUACCUCGUCAAGUUCAUCAAAGAAAACAAGCUCGACGGCCACACGUACUGGAUCGGCGCCUCAGACGAAGGCCACGAGGGCGACUUCAGGUGGACGGACGGAACGAAGGUCAAAAUGGGGACGCCGUUCUGGGGCGACCAUGCAGACCAGGUGCAAGAACCCGAUGGCGGAACCAACCAGAACUGCGUAUACUUGGAUAAAGAUGAUCAUUUCUUCAUGAUAGAUUAUACAUGUGAUGGAAAACUGUCCGUUAUCUGUGAGAUACAUUGACGAAGGUGAUCUCAAAAUUCUGCUGAUCAGUAAUGUAGACAUGUAAAAGCAGAUAUUCCUUGUUUUGGCAACAUUUAUGUUUAGUGAUUCCAUCGAUCUUAAUUUGAUUACUCCUCCGAAAGCUCCUUGAAAAAUAAGGACUUUGGCAUUGGUGGCGAAAACCGGAAUUAUUAACAUAUUGAUAUUGGGAGAAACCUGAUACUUCACACACCUCAGCAUCUGGGUUCAUACCUUCGGCACGUGCUUUGGCCAAAAGGGAAAGGGACACCACGCAGCUUUUCCCUUAGCUAUCCUAUCCUCAGCCUACUCCCUGCCUCGUUCGACGUGCCUCUCUAAAGAAUUGUAUAAUUUGCUGAUAUUGUUGUUUGUCAUGAGGUUGACCUCCAUUUUUUUUCCACCUAUUCCUUCUGUAUGGACUCCUAAAAAUGAACAGUGGACGUAUUGUUCCACACCCUCCAAAGCCUUCUUCUUUCAUACAUACAGAAAAAAAUCCAUACCGAAUUCUAUAAGAAGAAUUAAAGGUACCCAAGGAAAUCUA
Molecule: messenger RNA, 1200 nt
Organism: Penaeus chinensis
Lineage: Eukaryota; Metazoa; Arthropoda; Malacostraca; Decapoda; Penaeidae
Product: perlucin-like protein
Exons: 6
Coding region: 177-662 (161 amino acids)
Source: RefSeq, a predicted model, not a curated record